Cinara cedri is the source of this 4226-nucleotide messenger RNA. The record is from the annotation of a GenBank genome assembly. Lineage: Eukaryota; Metazoa; Arthropoda; Insecta; Hemiptera; Aphididae.
UACGUGUUCAAUAUGCAUUUAUCAUUUAUCAUUUUUGGUUAUCAGUUUAUCACAUUGUAUCAUAUAAAAUAACGUAACCAUUAAGAUAUCUUAAUUUGUGAUCACCCAUUUUAUAUAUUAUGUGAAGAUAUAUUAUUUAAUUUUCCAAUAUUUACUAGUCAAUUUUCUACCAUAGUAAUGUAAGUUUACUGUGUUCGUAUUUAAAUUUGAUUUAUUAUUACUAUCUGUCAUUAAGUAAUCAACUCUACUAUGACUGGUUUUUAUUAUUUUGUAAUCGUUGGACACGGUGAUAAUCCUAUAUUUGAAAUGGAGUUCAUGUCCAGCAAGGAAGUAAAAGUACAUACUUAUUUAAUACAUUAUGUAAAUACAUUUAUGUAGACACUAUUUUGUGUGUAUCUACAUACACAAUUAUUUUUUUAAAUAUCAUAUUAAUGUACUAUUAUGUACAUCAAUAAAACAUGUAUACAUACAAUAGUUUUUUUUUUAUGUAGGUAGGUAUCUAUUAAGUAUAUUUCUGAAGGUUUACAAUAAUACAAUAUUAAUAUUUAUUUUAUACAUUUCUAAAAAAUCCUAAUACUUAAUUACUCGCGUUUUAAAUAUUUGUAGUAGGUAUUCAUUAUUAACUAAUUUUAUAAUGCAGACUAAAACAAGUAAUUUAAUACUUAUUUUUAUUAAAAAAUUGUAUUUUAUUCUUACAAUUUAUUGACAGAUUCAUUGAUAAAGUUGAAUUAGUUAUUUACGAAAACCAUAUACCUGUGUCAUUCAUUACAAAAUUAUACCUAAAACUUUUAAUAAUGCUUAUUUAUUUAUAAUUUAGUUUGAACAAAUUUAAACAUUUUAUAAUUUAUACAAAAUUAAUUCAUUUCGUCGUGAAUAGUAGUGGUAAAUGUUACUGUUAAGUUCUUUGAGUGAAUAAAUUUUAGUCUGUUGACAAGUCAUAUCUAUAAGUGAACAUUUUAGUAAAUUUUAUUUUAGUGAAAAUCUGUUCACAGACAAAUAAAUAUUAUUUAAAUGGACAUUUUUAAAUCCAUUAAAGGUGGUGAGAAAAUAGGCUUUGAAGGAUAUAUUUAUAUAGCCAAGUUCAUGGGAAAUGUUCAACAAAAAUACUGCAAAUUGUAAUUGUACUUUAAUGUACAGUGUCACUGAUGAUAAAUAAUGAUAAUUGUAAAUUACUUAUUUAAAGAUUUAAAAUAUUUGUUCUUUUUUCUGGAAUUCAUACUAGGUGGGUACUCGACCAGAUUAUUUAUUUUUGUAAAGAAAUUAUCUUGACAAAUUAUUAUUUUAAAUUAGAUUAGCUACAUAAUAUGUAGAUUUUCUGUAAUCUAUAUAUAUCCAGUAACACAAUUUCAGUUAUAGUUUUUAUUCUUAUAGUAAUAAAUUUAAAAUUCAAAAAAAUAAUGUAUUUUUAACUAUAAUAUUAUUUACUUAUAAUUUUUAAAUUAUAAUACUUAGGUUAUGAUUUUCAUCCUAAAUAAUAUGUAUAAGAUAUAAAUAAAAUAAAUUGACAUACCUAUGAACACACAACUCAAAAUUCUAGGUCUAAAAACUUGAAAUUAUGCACAGUAGUUCAAGGAUUAUUCGAAAUUCAACACUCUAAGGCAGUGUUUGUCAGCAUUUUAAUAAUUGUGAGCCUCUAAUUUUUUUUUUUUUAAGGCCCCUCCUAAAAUUAUGUAAUAGAACUUGAAUACUACUAUAAACAGUUUAUAUGGCACUUAUGGUUUUGUCAAACCUCAACUAUCAUUCGAGACUCUGAUUGAAAACCCGAUUUAAAAAGAGCCGUUGAAGUUUAUAUAAAUACAAAUUGAAGAUGUGUUACCUAAUUAACCCAGAGCAAAAACUAAAUUAUUGGUUACCUUAGUAACAUGGAUAAAAAAGUAUGUUAAAUUCAAUAUUAUGUAUCCAGUAUCCUGUAUUUCAUUCAUAUUCUCAUUACAAAACUGUACAUAGGCAAAGUCUGGUAAUACAGCUAAAAAUACAUGUUUUCAAUAUUUAAUAAAUUGUGAUUAUUUUUAUUAUAAGAUGUGUUAAUUUUAAUUUAUUAUUAUUAUUUUGUAAACUAAUGCUGUUUUAAAUAUUUUUUUAGAAAGAAGAUCAUAGCCAUUUAAAUCAGUUUAUAGCUCAUGCUGCCUUAGAUCUAAUUGAUGAAUUAAUGUGGAAAUCUACUUCUAUGUAUUUGAAGAGUGUUGAUCGCUUUAAUCAUUGGACAGUAUCAGCUUUUGUUACAGCUAGCCGCAUGCGAUUUAUUAUGGUACACGAUUCUAAAAAUGAUGAGGGUAUCAAAAAUUUUUUUACCGAAGUCUAUGAAAUGUUUAUUAAGGUAUUUAUUAUGUACUUAAACAAUAAUGAAGGUAAAAUUCAAAUAGUUCAUACACAAAUAGUUGUUUUGUGUAUUUGGUAUUCUUUUUUAAUUGGGCUUUUGUAAUGUGUUAGGUUAGGUUAGGUUAGGGUAUCUCUUAUAUUAUAUAUAUAAUGAAAGUUUCUCAAAAAAAUUGAAUCGUUUAACAGUUAAAAUCAGGAUAACUUCACAAUUAUUCAACACUAAAAAACCAUUAGAAUAUUCAAUCAAAACAGUUUAAUUAGGUAUACAGUAUUGAAAAAAGAGAAACAAUUUUUUUCUAUUCCUUAAAAAAACGAAAUUUUAUAUUUGUAUGUAUUUAAACAAAUGAAUUUAAGCCAUUUUAAUUCUAUACUAAUGCAUAUUAUAUUUCAGCUAAAUACUUAACAUUAUUUUUAUGAUUUCAGUAUGUAAUGAAUCCAUUUUACAAGUUGAAUAUGCCAAUCAAAUGUGGAUCGUUUGACAAAAAAGUACAAUUCUAUGGUCGUAAAUAUUUAGUCAGUUAAUACUAAUGUUAGGUAUAUUAUUAUUGUGAUAUUUUUAUUAUUUUUAAAUUUUAUUUUGCAAAAUAAACCAAAUUUCCUUUAUCAAUUUUUUUAAAAACCAUUGUUUAUUGUUUAAUGCACUUUAAAAUAGACCAUCUUAAUUUAAAGUACUUAACAUAAUAAUAUUUAAAAGAUAAAAAUUAUAUUACUAUUAAUACUUCAACAAAAUUGAAUGAAAUAAUAUUUUAAAGAAUAUUUAUUCAAUUGAAUAGUAAAUACUAUGUUUUAUUUAUUAAUAAAUACAUAAAUAUUGAAUAUAGGAACUAAAAAUAUCUAAACUAUAACUUAAUACAUAAUAUUAUUUGAUACAAAUGUAUAUCUAUUUUAUCAAUUAGAAACAUCAUGAAGAUCCAUUUUAGUAUUGGUAAUAACUCCAAUGACUCCGUCUAUAGAUGUUUGAGUUGUAAGGUGCCUGAAACAUAAUAAUUUUGAAAUACUACAUGAUAUAUAUGAUAUACAUGAUACUAUAUUAUUUGUAUAGUAUCUAAUCAAUUAUAAUGUCAUUAAUUAUUGUACCUACUUUAAAAGACUUGAAAAAUUAAAUACGAUUAAUUAAAUAACGACUUGCGGAAAUGAAAUCAACAAAAAUAAUCACUUUAACAGUUUUAUUGAAAAUUGCAUGCAAUAUCUAUCACAUUCCUAUAUAAAAAGUUGUUUCUCAAUAGCUAAACAAUUCUAUUGAUUUAUUUUUAUUAUUAUUAUUAUUAUUAUUAAAAAUAUAUAGUUAAACCACUUUAUAAUAGAAUCGUUUGGAACCAACCGAUUUUCCUUUAUAAAUGAGUUUUCGUUACAGAGAGAUUAAAAUAUACGAGAAUAGAUUAUGCAAAACUACUGUUGGUUUUUGUUUUAAAGAGAUUUCCGCCUUAUAGGGAGUUUUAAUGUAUAUUUUAUUUUUAUUUUUAUGUAUUUAAUGUAUUUAUUAUUCAUAUAUUUUUAAACUUUUAUAAUAUUUUCCCAUUAAAAUAUAUAAGUUAUAUACAUUUUAAAAGUAAUAUUGCUUAUGUUUUUCAUGUUAAGUAACUAUUAAUAUUUUUAAAUGUUGCAUAUUAUUAUAUUUUAUAUGAAUAACAGAGUGUAUUUAAAAUGUAAAAUGUAAUAGGUACCUAACUAAAACUAAUUAUUUUACUUUUUAUGGUACUCAAUAUUACAAUUUCUAUUUUAUCUAUAUAUAUAUAUUUAUUCAUAUUUCGGUUUAUUGUCUACAAUAUUAUUAUUUUCUUAUUUCCUGACAGUUGAAUUAUUUAAAAUUAAUUUAUAUUCAUAUAAAUAAUAUUAUUUUGCCUUACUAUUUGCUAAUAAACUAGAGUUAGGUAUUUUACUGAAAGAUACAAGAACUAAGUAAGAAG